Messenger RNA from Cuscuta epithymum, 818 nucleotides. Lineage: Eukaryota; Viridiplantae; Streptophyta; Magnoliopsida; Solanales; Convolvulaceae. The record is from the annotation of a GenBank genome assembly.
AUAAUGACAUUAUUGAGCAACAUGGCAAUGAAAUUGAGCAUGCAGAGGAUGGUCCAAGUGAGCAAAUGAAUAAGGAUAAUGACAAUGCUGAGGAUGUAGAUGAGGAUGAAGAGGAAUCUGAAAAGGAAGAAUGUGAAGAAGAAAGAGACAGAAGGUUUAGAAAGGGUAAGCAAGUUGAACAAUAUCACAUUGAACCAAAAGAGAACAAAGUGGAAAGAGAAAAAAGAGAAACAGCCCCAGCACCUGCUGUGAAGUCCCCAUUCAUGAACAGAAGUAUAGAUGCAAGGACAACACUUGGCAGUGAGGAAAGACUACUUGCAGGUUUUGUGUUCAAUGAUCAUUGUGACAAGAAUGUUGUGGUGUUCAAGCAUUACAACUUCACUCUUUCAAAAGCUCAGAUGGAAACAAUGAAGAGCAACACAAAAGUUGAUGCUGGAAUUAUAGAUAUAUGGGCAAUGUUGCUUAAUCAUAAUGAAAAGUUCAAAAGCCCUGAAGCUAAAAGCAGAAUGAUUUUCUCAACAAGACCAUGUGUAAGAAGUACAUAUUAAUUUACUUAGUAUUACUAAAAUGAAACUAAUAUAUUAUAAUAUUUAAUGACAGCAUGUGCUAGAUCAAAAUCAUCUCACCGCUCCACAAACAAGGAAUAAAAGGUUUGUGGCAGAAAUUGGCAAGGAAUUUCCCUGUGCAGAUGGAAAUAAGUUGAGGUCAACAGACCUAUUCAUAUUCCCAGAUGAAUACAAUGGGUGCUACUAUAUGAUGUGCUUUGACUUGAAGAGCAUGAAAUUCUACAUUAUUGAUAGUAGCGACGGAGAUAUAGC